Molecule: messenger RNA, 4369 nt
Organism: Aspergillus homomorphus CBS 101889
Lineage: Eukaryota; Fungi; Ascomycota; Eurotiomycetes; Eurotiales; Aspergillaceae
Product: DUF3433 domain-containing protein
Exons: 3
Coding region: 321-4193 (1290 amino acids)
Source: RefSeq, a predicted model, not a curated record
CCACUCUCUCUCCCUCAGCCUCUCCCUCCACUCGCCCUGCUCACUCGCUCUCUCUCGCUUUCUCUUGUCCUUCUCUUGGUCUCUCUCUCUCACUCUCUCUUUCCGCUCUCUCUUUGUCUUCCUCUAUCCUACUCACUCCGUCGCGCUACUCUCACAUCCAAUUGCUUCCUCCCCUCUUCCUCCCCUCUUCCACCCCUCGCUUCCAUCCACCUGCACGGGGAUCUGUCCACUCCGCCGACAUGCGCUUUUCUUCCUCCUUCUCGCCCACCCCCCGUUAGCGAUGAUCCCGUCUCGUCUCUUGACUUCGUCAGCUUUCGUCCAUGAACGAUCUCCCGGGCCAUGACCGUCCUCCGCCCUCUCCAUCCGCAUCUUCCGCCCCUUCUCCAGAGGCUUGCUCAUCAAGUAUGUUCAAGCAUCUGGAAAAGAAGCUGUAUGAGUUCUGGCUGCCCGUCAUCAACCGUCAUCGUCUCCCAAUCUUCCUCCGAUCGCGCGCCAACUCACCCGAUGGACCACCGCGCCCGCAAACCACCCCCAGGGGCGCAUGGCGGCCCAUGGCCCUGCGCCCCGUCUUCUUGAGCCUGAUCACAACCAUCAUGUUCGCGAUGUUGAUUACCCUGGAGGUUCUGCGCCGAUACUGUGACCAGUAUGGAGGGUUGGUCUUUUUCUCCGACACCGACGAUCUCUCCAACAUGCAGUCGUUCGCUUACAACUACGUACCUAUCAUCGCCGCCCUGGCCCUCGUUACCCUCUGGACCUUUAUCGAUUACGACGUGCUUCGCCUGGAACCCUACUUUCAGAUCGCUCGACCCGAGGGGGCGCCCGCUUCCGUCCUCUUCAUCAACUACAACUUCGGCCAGUCGUUCCUCACCCCCCUUACGUCGGCCCGACGCCACCAUUGGAUCGUCUUGCUGGUCUCCGUCACCACCAUGCUCGUUCGCAUGUUCCUGCCCGCGUUGCAGAGUACUCUCCUCGAACUUCGUGAGAUCAAUAUCCUUGACGAUGACGAGAUGCAAACCUGGCCCAAGUUGUUGGAUCUCGACCAUCAAGCGGGGUGGAUGUUCUCCCAGGAGAGCAAUCCCAACACCACCCUCGCCUCUGUUCUGACGACCAAUACUCAACUACGCGAUUCUCGUUCCUCAAGCUACGCCGUCGCCCCCGUCGAAAUCAGUCUAGAAGAUCGUCAAGAAAAUACCGUCUGGACUUUAAACGAGACCAUCUACUGGGCGCAGCUAUCCUGCGGCGAUGUUAUGAUCGACAAUCACCUGUCCGUGUCCGUGAACGAUAACUCAACCUACCCCCCCGCCGUCUCGUGGAACGUGACCGAUGUCAAACUUCCGGACCUAAAUGGAACCGAUCACGGCUGCAUUCUGGACUUUCACUACAAAAAUAUCUACUUCGAUAACACAGACUAUCUACAAAUUCGGUACUGGGAGCCGGUGUGGCCGAACCGGUCGUACCACUCGCCGGAUCUGAGCUCCGCGUUUACCGCUCGUGGUUGCGAGAAUCCGUACGACCUCUACGGCAUCGUGCUGUCGGUCAAUGCCACCGAAGUGGGAGCCUACAGCAUCAGCGAAAUGGGCUCGGAUUUCACCUCCUCGGCCACCAUAUUCGCCUGCAAGAUCGAUUAUCGCCAGGCAACCGCGCGACUGAGUAUGCAUGCCAACAGUUCGAUCACCAAUGUCACCGUCUUCGCCGAGACUGAGACCGCCCUGUCGGACCAGACGUUCAACAUCCAUGCUUUCCAGGGGCUACUGGCUCAACGUGCACCCUACACGGGGGACAUGCUGUUCAUCGAGAACAAUCAGACGAGCGGCGACACCACCGUGACAGAGCUGCCGGUGAUCAGCCAAAACGUGCGCGACUUGGAGCCGCUUCUGGUGUUGGAUGCAUCGACCAUCAUGACCCCCGACGAGUUUGAAACGAAAGUCACGCGGGGAGUGAUUCAGACCUUUGUGCUCACCUUUGCCCGGCUGUUCAACCCCGACCAAGAACCGACCAGCGUGCCCGCCUUGCGCUUUUCGACCCAGGUCACUAUCUCAGUGGUCGCCUUUGCUGCCUGGUGCUCGGAGAUCAUGCUAGCAUUUGGAAUCGUUCUCACCGUUUGCCUGAUCUAUUUCUAUCAAUCCCGCCCGAAUAUCCUGCAAAGUGAUCCAGGCUCCAUUGGCGCCAUGUGCAGUAUGUUGACGGAUGUCUUUGGGCCGACUAAUAUCUUGGCCGAUCCUCAGACGGAAUUCCAUCAGUUCUCCACACGCCAGCUACGGCAGAUUCUCGAUAACUGUCGCCUCCAAUGGCAGCAGGGUCCGGAAGGUCCCCGGCUUGGAAUUGUCACCGCGGAUGGAUCACCAGUGACCCUACCUUACCAAACUCGGACACGCGUCGACCCAAUGCCUCACUUCCUCGUCGUUCCGAUCUUCAUCGUCGAAUUUCUCUUUUUGGCCGCAAUCAUCACGACCAUGGGCUUGACCGUGGCCUCUCUCGCGCAUGACGGCAGUUUUCAACAUCUCACGCAGCAUGGCUCCAGUUUCCUCCAAGUUGUUCUCUCGUUUCUUCCGUCUGUGGUGGCCUCCUCAGUCGGUGCUCUGUGCAACUCCAUCUUACGAAAUAUCAGCAUUCUAGAGCCUUGGGUCCAUCUUCAACGCGGCAUGGCCACGGCUCAGUCGUCCCUGUCAUUGAACUACGGAUCUCAGAAUCCUUGGGCCGUGUUCCGGAAGGCAGUCCAGGAUCGCCAUGUCCUAUUGGGAUUGGUAUCUUUCACAUGCAUUGCCAACGUGGUGUUGACGAUCGUCGCUGGUGGUCUCUUUACCCAACAAUUGACAGCAUCGUCCCUCCCUUCGAAAUCACUGUAUGCCAACUAUAGCCAGUCUCAUUUUCGACAGACCGAGUUUGCCGCCGACUUCACCGAGUUCGAUCUGAUCCAGACCAGCGUGACGAGUGGCGUGCCCUUGUUGUCAUGGAUGGCGGCAAACUACUCUUUUCUCCCGAUCAGGAACACCAGCCCAAAUCCAGAUGUGUUGUACGGCGCCACCACGCUAGGCAUAGGAGCCGAACUCGAUUGUGUGCCUCUUAGUGUCAAAGAAAGUAUGCGCCAAACCGGCAAUACCCAAUAUUGGGUGUACCAUCCCUUCAACAAUGCGACUCGAGAGUGUACAGUGAACAUGACCGGCCUUGCGCGACCCCACGAAGCUAUUGCUCUGUCCAUUCACUUCCUCUCGCCCUCGUCACAUUCGGAUCGGGACCAGUGUCAGGAGUCGACGUUCCUCGUGGUCGGUCGCUGGAACUAUACGGCUGGAUCAACGUUUACAAGCGAUAACACCAUAGCUCUGCACUGCGAGCCGAAGGUGCAGAUGCAAAAUUUCAGCGUUACGUUUGACCAACGCGGUCAGAUCUGUGAUGUAGACCCUAUCCCUCAUACGUCGAUCACCUCGGGCACUAUGUUUGAGAACGCCACCGCGGCCAUGGGACAAUUCAACAAGAUCUUCGCGGCCAUUCCGCAGAGCUUCGUGGGGGAGGAGCCGGGCCGCAAUGGGUCUUAUGUGUCCUCAUAUGAUUGGGCGGGGUUCUUGGUGGCUCGACUUUACAAACAAGAUCAGAACCACAUUCUGCCUCUGCAGAUCCAGCCCUUGAUGGAGCAUUCGAAGGCGGUGUACCAGUGGGUGUACACGACCUACUUCUCGGUGUGGCGGGAUAUGUACCUCUUGCCAUUGAAAGAGCCCCUGCCCGCCGCCAACGCCACAGUGAUUUCCAAUACCUGGGCUAUGGUGCCGUCUGUCCCGUCGCUGGCUAUAGCACUGGUUCUGAUUGCGUUGGACACGGUGAUGGUGUUAGUCGUCUUUGGUACGCGGCGAGGACGGUUUCGUAGCCCACGCAUGCCGCGGUCGAUUGGCGCGAUUAUCCCGUGGAUCGCAAACAGUCGCAUGCUGGGCGACUUCACUAACACGUAUGCGAUGUCGAGCUCGCAGCGCCGCGAGCACUCCGUGCGCCUCAACAAACGAUAUGGAUUCCGGACAUUCUUGCAGCAGGAUGGGCGGUGGCGGUACGCGGUGGAUGAGGAGCCACCGGCGAUUGACGGUAAACCUCCUGCUGCCGAAGCCCCGGGGCCCGCGGCGCCCCCGGUGGACGAGGCGAAAGGGCCCGAGGUGAUUGAGCUGCAGCCGAUGGGCGAGCCGGAGACGCCUCCCGCUCGCUCGGAAUGAUGAAUUUACGUGAUAUGAAAUGAAGUUUCAAUGAUGUAACAGUAUUAGCAUUUGGAUUGGACGGGAUGGGACAUCAUGGGAAUUGGGCGACUUGGGAUUAUAGAUGCGGAGUCUGGGACUAUUUGUACAUAUAUAUAUGUUUACAUAUUGAAAUAAUGAUCAUGAUUAUCGACGAG